Penicillium mononematosum is the source of this 864-nucleotide messenger RNA. It is a transcript of the gene ftmF, whose product is annotated as 2-oxoglutarate dependent dioxygenase ftmF. The record is from RefSeq and is a predicted model, not a curated record. The transcript has a single exon. Lineage: Eukaryota; Fungi; Ascomycota; Eurotiomycetes; Eurotiales; Aspergillaceae. The coding region runs from base 1 to 864 and encodes 287 amino acids.
AUGACUAUUUCCAAGCCUCAACUCCAGCGAUUAUCUGUAGAUGCAGACGUCCCCCUUAUGUGCAAACUGCUUGAGGAGGAUGGGGCUUUUAUUUUGAAGAGCGCACUUUCACUUGACAUAGUUGAAAGCUUCAACCGCGAACUUGACGUGCAGAUGGCAAUCCCACCGACUAAGGGAGAGAGACUCCUCGCCAACGCAUACCCACCACACUUCAAGUACGUCCCGAACCUCCCAACGACAUGCGGGACGUUCCGCAAUGUCAUUCUUAACAAUCCGGUCCUUCACGCCAUUUGUGAGGCCUACUUCGAGCAUACCGGGGAUUACUGGCUCAGCACCGCCUUUAUGAGGUCAAUCGAUGCAGGAAUGCCCGCACAGGGUUGGCAUCGGGACGAUGCCACCCACCCUCUGAUGCAUUACCAACCUAUGGAUGCACCCCCAAUUUCUCUCAGCGUCAUAUUUCCCCUGACAAAGUUCACUGAAGAGAACGGCGCGACGGAGAUCAUCCUCGGCAGCCAUCGGUGGGACGAGGUCGGCACGCCUUCACACGAUCAGGCUGUGCUGGCAACCAUGGAUCCAGGCGAUAUUCUCGUGCUGCGACAGCGCGUAGUCCACGCCGGCGGCCCGAACAAUACAACAGAUGAAGACCCACGACGGGUGGUUCUCGCAUACUUCAAUAGCUGCCAGUUAACGCCAUUCGAGACAUACAGGACAAUGCCUCUUGAGAUGGUUGAAUCUAUGACCCCUCUCGCGCAGAGGAUGCUCGGCUGGUGGACUAUGAAGCCUGCUGAUCCCAAUAUCGUGGGCAUCAAUAUUACGGACGACAAGCGACUUGAAAAGGUGCUGCAGUUGAAGUCCAACCAGUAG